Messenger RNA from Erigeron canadensis, 1331 nucleotides. Its product is annotated as protein NDL2-like. The coding region runs from base 77 to 1117 and encodes 346 amino acids. The record is from RefSeq and is a predicted model, not a curated record. Lineage: Eukaryota; Viridiplantae; Streptophyta; Magnoliopsida; Asterales; Asteraceae. The transcript is spliced from 11 exons.
GAGAACGAAAACUAACACACACUUGACUCCAUCACUCACUCAGUCAGUCAGAGGCAAAUUCGUAUAUAAACCAAAAAUGGCGGAUUCAACCGAUUCUUUCUCCAUUGACAUGGAUACCAACUGCUUUCAUGAUGGAAAGGAGCACCUGAUCAAAACUGCCAAUGGAUUUAUUUCUGUUGCCAUCUUGGGGGACCCAGAUAAACCAGCUCUAGUUACAUACCCAGAUUUGGCUUUAAAUUAUAUGUCAUGUUUCCAAGGCCUGUUCUUAUGUCCAGAAGCAUUCUCUUUGUUGCUUCAUAAUUUCUGCAUAUAUAAUAUCAAUCCGCCUGGUCAUGAGUGGGGAGCUGCUCCAAUGUCAUAUGAUGAUCAGGCAUUAUCUGCUGAUGACUUAGCCGAUCAGGUUGCUGAGGUUCUCGACUAUUUUGGACUUGGUGCUGUUAUGUGUUUGGGGGUAACAGCCGGUGCCUAUGUAGUUACCUUGUUUGCGAUGAAAUAUACACAACGUGUCAUUGGUCUUAUACUUAUUUCUCCAUUCUGCAAAACACCUUCCUGGUCAGAAUGGUUGUGUAAUAAGGUCAUGUCAAACGUUCUAUAUUACUAUGGGAUGUGUGGUCUUGUAAAAGAGUUAUUGUUGAUGCGUUAUUUCAGCAAGGAAGUUCGUGGAGGUAGUGUGAUUCCAGAAGCAGAUGUGGUUCAGUCAUGUAGAAGUUCGCUCAAUGGGAUGCAGAGUAUUAAUGUGCUGAAAUAUCUCGAAGCUAUUAAUGGAAGAGCAGACAUAACUGACGGACUGAAAAGAUUGCAAUGUCGUACACUAAUCUUUGUAGGAGAGAAUUCUCCAUUCCAUUUGGAGUCUCUCCAUAUGACUUCAAAGCUAGAUAGAAGAUUCAGUGCACUCAUUGAGGUUGGAAGAUGCGGCUCGGUGGUAACAGAGGAGCAACCUGACUCGAUGUUGAUGCCACUGGAAUGCUUCAUGAUGGGAUAUGGAGUUUACAGACCAUCUCAGUUAAAUACAAGUCCUAGAAGCCCAUUGAGUCCAACUUCAAUCUCCCCAGAGCUUUAUAAACCCGAAAGCAUGGGCUUGAAGUUGAAGCCUAUCAAAACUAGACUUCAUCCAUGAUGAAGGAUGCAAAAAAGCAAGUGCUAUGGGUUACUAGAUAGUUGAAUAUUGUUUGGGAAACUCGAAUAGAGGUGUGUAGAUAACAGGAUCGAGGAGACAUCGUUUUUAAUUUACUAAAAAUGCAAGAGAGCUUCCAGACUUGUCGAUUUGGUAGACGGUAGAGGUGUAUCUAAGCAUCAACUGAUAGAAACAUGAAAAGAACAUUUCUUUUUAA